Messenger RNA from Cornus florida, 945 nucleotides. RefSeq lists its product as uncharacterized. The coding region runs from base 323 to 706 and encodes 127 amino acids. The transcript is spliced from 5 exons. Lineage: Eukaryota; Viridiplantae; Streptophyta; Magnoliopsida; Cornales; Cornaceae. The record is from RefSeq and is a predicted model, not a curated record.
UUUUUAACUUUGAUUUCACUUUAUACAUACAUGAAACCCUAGAAAUGUUCGUCCAUUAUUGGAGCUCACAAUAAUUGUAUUUUCUUCCAAUUGACAGGUUUUUCAGAUCCUUCAUAUAGUGGAUUCUACACACUCUAUGCUUCAACCGAUCUGAGUUUGAUUCGACUCAAAAGAGAAGAAUGAUUCUGUACCGUUCUUUUACUGCUUGGAUCAGUCACUUUCUCGCUUGCAUAGGAGCAGAGGUUGUCUUGGAAGCUGCACCAGACCCUCACCAAUUAUUGCUGUGGAUGAGCCCUCACAGGGACUGCGAAUUCAAGGGCAGAUGGUGAAGAAACCAAGCGUAUCAGAAGAUUUCUGGAGCACCAGUACAUGUGAUAUGGACAACAGUGCAUUUCAAUCUCAGAGGAGCAUCUCAUCUAUAGGCAUAUCAAACCAGAGCCUCAGUAACUCCAGUGGCACUGGCAGUACUAGCAACCAUUCUGAAUUUAUUAAUCAUGGCCUCCUUCUCUGGAAUCAGAUGAGGCUUCAGUGGAUUGAAAAUAAUAGGUCUGAGAACCAGGAACAAGUUCGUGAACCCAGAUUAAGCUGCAACGCGUCUUAUGAGAACUUGCUUGGGACUAACAAGCGUUUCUUCAGGCCAAUCCCUCUCUCUGAAAUGGUAGAUUUUCUAGUGGACAUAUGGGAGCAGGAGGGUUUGUAUGAUUGAGUAGGGUGUUGUAUCAAUUUUUUUUUUUUUUUUUUUUGUACAUAUGGAAUCCUUUCCGUCGUGAGUUCUAACUUUAAGGGCUUGUUGUAUCUGGGUGAAAGAGCAAAAAAGUCCAGGUUCUGUGUUAAUUGCAUUUUCACAUGCUUUUAUCCAUCCAAUACUUCUUCUGUUUUUCCUUCUUCUCUCAACUGUAAAUGCCUAUCGAGAUGACGAUUAUUUAAGGAUGGGCUGAUUUUUAA